UAGAAUUUGUUCCAGCUCCAACAAGUGGUCGUGAUAUCUGAGCUGAGUUUAGUUACUGCUACGAGGCUUUGUGGACCAACUGUUUGAAUGUAGCUUUGGUUUGACCUCUCAGUGGAUUAACUGUUUGCAGGACCUGACGUGUAUUUUCGAUUUUUUUUUUCCUUCUUUCUUUCUCGAGAGAGGAGAAAAACAUUCACGCUUACUUGAAGAGCACAGAAGGCAAAUGGUGCUUAAAGGCACAAGCGCGAUUUAGGGGAACUCAGCGUUCAAGCGUCCAGGGUCAUGAAACUUAAUCCACAGCAAUCCCCAUUAUAUGGUGAAUGUGUCAUUACUGUUCAGUUGUGUGAAGAAGAGCUCUCUAAACAUGAUGAAGAUGAUUAUGAGUUUUACCUAUUGUUUGCUGGUACAUCUCAGUGGCAUGUUUCCAGUAUGCAGAAAGUGGACUCAACCACUUUACAAGCAGUCUCGCCAGGUCAUGACUGCUGUGAGUCAGUGAAAGUUGAGCUUUGGACCUGGAGAUCAGGCUGCCAGGCUGAGACUUUGGCAACAAACUCUUUUAGUUUUAUUCAGGACACUGCUUUUGAUGUUGCCCAAUUCCUGCUUAGUACAGCUGGCAAGAGAAGUGUAUUUGAUUCUACAAAGUUGUUAGAAAAAUUUACCAUUGGAACAGAAGAAUGGCAAAAACUGGACAAGCAAGUAGUGCUGGCAAUACAGCACCUCAUUCGACCAGAAGAACCAAUUAUAAUAGGAACUGAAGUAUCUAGCAAUGAUUUGAAGCCCACUGAGACACUGCUACAUUUUACAGCAAGGAAUGGACUUCUCAGACUAUCUUGGUUUCUACUACAAGACCCCUUUGUCAAGGCAGCACUUGUACAUGAGAAUGCUGAGGGGCACACACCACUCAGUUUAGCCAGAGAGAGAGGCCACAGUCAGUUGUUGGAGUUGUUCGCUAAGAACAGUGAGACAGAUUUGCACUUACUUGAUGACCUGUUUUCAUCAUCGUCACCUGUCAAGUUACUUUCGUCCACCUAUAGAGUGAAGCAGCACCCUCAACUGAACACUUUUACCCUCACCUUAGAUACAGAGAAAUGUCAACCAUUCACAAACAUUGAAAAGCACAUUCAACAGCUUCGAGAUGUAAUAUACAGGAAUUCUUUCAAAGAGGUCUGUCUGUGUCCUUCUGCAGAGCUACAGAGUAUUGAUGAAGCCAUUCUGCAAAGUGAAAGUCAGGAUUUUUUUAACAUGAUCCCUUCUGGACUAAGAACUAACCAGAGCCUGGCUGAAAAUUAUCAAGAAAAAAUAGAGCUUGAGUGUAAUCAAGCAGACCAUCAUUUUCAAACUGAUUCCAACAGUGCUUACAAUAUUGAAAUUAAUCAGGCUGAAAAUCACAAAGCCUUAGAAUUGCCUGUUAAUUGUUGCUCAGAGAGUAGGGUGCGUCCAUGUGAACAUAUGACCAAAGACUGUACAAAGGAAAAGAAAAAAGAGGUGGAAGUUGAGUUUACCAGUACUGUAGUGGAUUCUGGGAAUCUUGCAGACAAAAAACACUCUGAGCUUGGUGAGACUGAUAAAGCAACCCUAACUGCCGUUGAUUUGACUAGUGGAAAAUAUACAGAGGAAACUGAUACAUCAUCACUGUUAUUCAGCACAGACCAGGAUAGCUUUGCUCAUGCUGAUAAACUAAAUCAGGAAGUUGAACUGGAGCAAAUUAAUGAGAACUUGCUAAUGACUGCUUUUGAUUAUGAAAUCACAUAUACAGCUGAAUCAGUGAAGUAUAAAAACACAACAGACCAAAAUAUGGGACAGAUGCAAUCUGGAGAUCAUUUGUCAUCUGGCACUGUAGAGAUUUGUCAAAGUGGUGAAUUUUGUCAAAAGCUGGAUCUACCUUUGGAAGACCAGUUUUUCUCGGAAAAUCCUAAUCAAAGAGAAAAUAGUGGGAUUGAAAGUAUUCCUAAAAUAGCUAUGAAUUGUGACCUUCCAGGUUUGCUUCAUGGUGUUUCAGAUCAAAAUGGAGAAAACCUUAUAGAAAAUAGUCAUUCUGCUAUGACUGAAUUUUCAGAUGUGUCUGAGAAAGAGUGUAAGGUGGACACAUCGAGUGAAUGCCAAAGCAGCAAAGUCAUGGUUGUAGAUGAAUUUAAGUGUGAUGGCUCUUGCAGAAAUGAAGAUGAUCAUUUCGUCUUGAAAUCCGAGGAACAGUGUGAUAGCACUGAAUUGGGAAGAACGUAUAAGCACAUUGCUGAAAAAGACACUGAGCUUCUCACUUCAGAAAUUGUCUCACUAUCUGAAGCCUCUGAUGGCAGUUUGAAAACUGAAAUAGAGCAUGUUAGCCACUUUGAAAACAGCAAUACAAAAGAUUGUCAAUGUAUUUACUCUGACUUGAUAGUUGCUCUCAGAGAGGGUGAUAUAAUUAAAGAAACAGAAGCAUAUUGUUCCUCUCAGACUGUAAAUAAUUCACAGCCCACUUUACAAGAGAAAGAAGUAAACUUGGAAAACACUAGAAAUGUAUCAGAGCCUAAUAUACUCCAAACCUCAAUAAAAUAUGGGCACUGCACUAUGGAUCUCUUUUCAGAAUUUGCAACUGUGCUUGAUGCUGAAGAUGAGAUAAAAACUAUACUAGAGAGCAGCCCUGUACACACACCAAUAAAUACCACCCAUGUGGUUAAUGCCGAUGAUGUGAAGGCUAUUCUAGAGAGCAGCCCUGUACGCACACCAAUAAAUACCACCCAUGUGGUUGAUGCUGAUGAUGUGAAGAAGGCUAUACUAGAGAACAGUCCUGUACACACAGCAAUAGAUGCCACACAUUCCAUUCAAGAUCCUAUGUGUUGUUUGCCCAUUGAGAAUGUUAAAUGUCUAGCUACUUGUCCUGUGGACUGUAAUUUGUUUGUUCCACAUCUUGAUGCAUUGAACAUGACAGAUCAUUGUGCUUUACCACCUGGAAAAGAUGUUGAAGAGAAAAUUAGAGCUUCUGUAGAAAAAAAUGAAAAGGUUAUGCUUAAAAAUAUACAGACAGUACAGUUCAAAACUGCUUUUUGUCAGAUUUGUGCAACCAAACCAGAUGGGAUACAAGACAGUAAAGCUGCUGUGUCAGCAGUGGAAUGCAUUGGUGAAGAAGAGGAACCAUUGCAUGAUCAGGACAAUCCAGGUGCAGCUUUAGUUUCAAGUUUUGACUGUGCAACAAAAUCCACAGAAUGUAAUUGCCAAGGAAUUAUACAAAAUGGCAUGUUUGAUGUUACAGUUGCCUCUUUGCCUGAUGCUGGAAUUAUUGCAGAUGAAAGCUUUUUAGGCCAAAAGAUUUCUCAUUCAGAAAACCUUGUAUGUUGUAAAGAGACAGUAUUUGAUGACCUUGUUGCUAGUCUCUUUAUGACAGAAGAUUCAGCUGUGGCUGAUAUGAAACUAGACAGUUUUGAACAGUCAGCAUCAGGCUUAUCUUCCAAAAUAUUUCCAAGUGAGAAUGUUCAGGAGGACUCUGGCGGAUGGGAUCUGAAAUUAGAGACGGAUUCUGUUCAGCGCACUGACGAUGAAGCAUUGAUUAAAUCGGGUGAGGCUUUAUCUAGAGAUGUUCUGUAUGUCUUACCUGCUUUACAAGAGGAGAAGACAGUAGACCAGCAGGAAAAUAUGGAUGAAUGUGGAGUGAAAAACAAAACUGAACGUGAGAAUGCUGUGCUCAAUGAAACUAGUUCUGAAGAAGCUGAUAUUCCGAUGAUUACUGAAUCUGAUAUCGAAUCUGUGCAGGGUGAAAAGGUAUAUUACUUUUUUCAGGAUGAGAGAGUUGAAAAUAGUUUGAAAUGUCAAGUAGAAAAACAUAUGGGAAAAGAGGAAGGAGAACUGUUGGCUGGAUGCAUUGAGAAUUCAGCAGAUACAUGCAAAAUACCAACUGCAUUUGUUGAGGAACGGUUACAGUUUGCUAAUAAUGAUGUGGCUGAGCCUAAUUUCAAACCUCAGACUGAUUUUGUACAAAAUACUGAACGUGACCAUGUAGCUAGAGAAAGUGAAGCUAAACACGUACUGGACACUGCUAUACUCUACCCGGAUAAGAGCGAGGAGUUUUUCUCUUCAGAUACAAAGGUAGAAUUACUGUACAGUUGUAAUACAGAACAUGAAAAUAAUCAUAAUGUAUCGCUGAAUAAAGACUUUUCCCUGCCCAGUGAACAAAUGCUUACAGAGCAACCUGCUUUACAGUCAGAUACUAAUGAAAUUGCACCAUUUAUCUGUGAUAAUUUGCCUUUAGGUGUUGCACUGAAUGAUGCCACCAAUCAAUUAAACAUCAUCCAAACUGUCAUAAACACUGAAGGCUUAGUUGAAAAUAUCAUCCUCAAUGAAGUUAUUAGUCAGAGCCUUUCAUUGGAAGAGUUAUCUCAUGAAGGUUCAGAAAGUGUUUGUACCAAAUCUGACAGCAGCAUUGCUGAGAAGACAACAUCUACAAAGCCAGAUACAGGACUUGCAUCCUUAGAUUUGGAUUCUGUUCUCCCGGGUGAUUGCAUUACUGAAGUCAGUUUACUAAAUGGUGCAAAUGUUUCCUUGGAUUUGCACGAAGUCUCCAACAAGGCAGUGUGCUCAAAUAUAGAGAUGAAAGGGAGCAAUGACACCUUGGGCUUUCCUUCACCUGAAGGAGAGAACUCAAAGCAGAGAACAGGGGAUGAAGUGGACAUUGCAAAAAUGUCAUCUCUUGGAGAGGAAAACGGAUCAUGUGGUGAAACAAUGAUUCAGAGAGACAAGGACAACUUUUACCUGGACUCAGAGUCUGCCCUCUUGGAUCAAACUCAAAGUUUGGAAUGCCCAGGAUAUCCUGAAUCUGAUGAUAUUCAAUUACCGGUGACAAGUCCUACAACUCCUGGGGUGUCACCAGUUCAUCGAGAGUCAGGCAGCGAUGGAGAUGUGUUUGCAAGCAGUGACCCAGGGGAUGAUAAUGUUUUUACAAAGCAAGAAACUCAAGGUCUGGUUGGGGAUUGUACCAGUGAGGUGUCAGUGUCCUGCUCUUCUACAGAUGAGUCAGUAACUACGGGUCCACCUACAUCCACCCCUGAGAGAAGACCUGAAGUUUGGAAUUGGAAUGCAGAAGAUGUACAGUGUAGCAAGGAAGCAGGAUCCAAAGAAGAAAAACAUCAGUGUGAAACAGAGGAAGAGGAGAAAGACCGGCUAACAGAAGUACCACCUUUGCGCUCGUCUAUGCUGCGCUCUUCUAUUCGCUCUCUUUCACCAUUCCGGCGACAUAGCUGGGGCCCUGGCAAGAAUAUGGGCACAGAUAGUGAGAUGAAUCAACGCAGUUCUUUGCGAGUUCUGGGGGAUAUAAGGAAGGCUUCAAUUCAUAGAAGAAGUAUGAGCUGGUGUCCCUCUGAUGUCCAAUUCCUUCCAGUCACUGAUGAAAUUAGUAGCAGAAGUUACAGCCUAGAAGGACUUACUGCAGAGGCUGAACCAGCAAAGGACUCUUCUGUUCUUGGUGGCUUGCAACAGCGUGAACGAGAUACUGGAAGGGUGCUCAUGACGGAGAAUGAGGAAAGGGGUUCCCUUAUUUCAUUAACCGAAGAAGAGCAGGAGUCAGAACUUGGAGAAAAUAGCAGCCUUGACAGCCAGAAAUCUGAACAACUUCCAUCUUUUGAAACACAGAUCCCGCACAGGCUUACAAAAUCUGUGUCUCUUUAUACUAUCAACCAGUCAGGCCUAGACUCCCAAGGAAGGAUUCAACAAAAGAGAAGAAUUUCAUUUUCCUUCAGCAUUUCUCCUCUCAACCCUAUAACUAAAACAGUCUUUUCUAUUGGCUCUUCCUCCAGUGAUGAGGAGGUGUCAGAUUGUGUGAAGCCACCUUUAAGUAACUCAAGUUCCUUAACUCACAGUAUUUGUGAAGAAAGCUUUCAACCCUCCUCCUUGAGAAAGGACUCUGAUGGAAAAAGUGGAACAAAAGUUAGCCGCACGUUCAGCUACCUCAAGAGCAAAAUGUAUAGUAGUAAAAAGAACAAGGAAAAAGACAAAGAAAAAAUAAAAGAAAAAGAUGUCAAGGAGAAAGAAAAAGAUAAAAAAGUCAUAAAUGGACAUCUCUUCAGUGCAGCAACCACUUGUGUUCCCACGCUGUGCUACCAAUGCAGCAAAGCAUUGACUACAAAAGAAAUCUACUUUUGUUCAAAUUGCACUGUGUACAUACAUAAAAGCUGCCGAGAUGCUCUUCCAGUCUGUGCUAAGGUCAAAAUGAAGCAACAGAAGCAGCAAUUCACAGUACCUGAUUCAUCCUCCAUGCCUGAAGUAACAAUGAGAACCAGAUCUACUCUACCCCGAGAGCGUCCAAGGUCAGCCAUUUUCAUUCCAGAAGAGCAGCAGAGAAUUUCCAGUUGCAGGAGAGCCACAGCAAUCAUGCCUUUCACCACUUGCAAUCUUUCUAAGAGUGUGUCUAUUAGCAACAUAACAGCCAGGGCACUUGAGGACAUGCCAUUGAAGAGGUACCUUUCACAGUCAACAGAUUCUCUCAACAAAACUAAUAAAGCUAACAUGUCCACAGAGUCUCUCGUAGAUGAAGGAGCUGAGAUGGACUGUCACCUCAUGGGGGAAUUUGAAGUUGAGGCCAAGGAGCUCGAGGCAGACUCGUGGAGUUUGACAGUUGAUAAAAAGCUGCUUAAACAACUCAAAAAAGAUGUGAUUAAACGACAGGAUGUUAUUUAUGAACUUAUUCAGACUGAAAUGCAUCAUGUGCGAACACUGAAAAUAAUGUCGGACGUUUACAGCAAGGGGUUACUGAAAGAGGCACUUUUAGACUCUCGGACGGUAGAGAAGAUGUUCCCCAUGUUAGAGGAUCUCUUAGAAAUCCAUACUCAGUUUUUCAGCUGCAUCCUAGAAAGAAGGCGUGAGGCACAAAAGCAGAUGAAGAAUGAAGUGAAAGAAGGAGGAUUUGUCAUUUACAGAAUCGGCGACAUACUUGUUAAUCAGUUUUCAGAAGCAAAAGCAGAACGCAUGAAGAAGAUAUAUGGUAAAUUCUGUGGUCGUCACAAUGAAGCAGUGAAUUACUACAAAGAGCUAAAUGCCAAAGAGAAGACCUUUCAGACGUUCAUUCAGAAAAAAAUGAGCAGUGCUAUAGUCCGGAGGCUGGGUAUUCCUGAAUGCAUAUUAUUAGUAACCCAGAGAAUAACAAAGUACCCUGUAAUUCUGCAACGAAUUCUUCAGUACACCAAAGAGAAUGAGGAAGAUCACAAAGACCUCACACAGGCACUCGUGUUAGUAAAAGAUAUUAUUGCAGCAGUGGACAGCAAAGUAAAUGAAUAUGAAAAGAAAAAGAGACUUCUGGAGAUUUACAAUCGUACUGAAAACAAGUCCAUCAUGAGAAUGAAGAGUGGUCAGAUGUUUGCUAGGGAAGAUCUCAGACGUAAGAAACUUUUGCAUGACGGGCAGCUCCAGCUGAAGAGCUUGACAGGAAGAAUGAAAGAUGUCUUAGCGCUGCUGUUCACAGAUGUUUUUGUGUUUCUUCAAGAAAAAGACCAGAAAUAUGUGUUUGCAUCUCUGGAUCAGCGUUCAACUGUAAUCUCAUUACAAAAACUCAUUGUCCGGGAAGUGGCUAAUGAGGAGAAAGGGCUAUUUUUAAUCACUGCUGGCAUUCAAAACCCAGAGAUGGUGGAGGUCCAUGCAAGCUCCAAGGAGGAACGCAAUAAUUGGAUUCAACUAAUUACUGACGCUAUGCAGUCCACAGUCAAAGAUGAAGAUGAAGGAUUACCAAGUGAAUCAGAAGAGGAAAAACGAGCUUUGGAAUCAAAAGCAAGAGAAAUGAGAGAACAGCUACAUUUAAAAGAUCAACAAAUAGUUACUCUUUUGGAGGAAAAGGUAAAACUUUUCCGGGAAAUAAGUGUGCAAGAUGAUGGAGCAUCAAGAACAGCAGCAAAAUCCAUGUUCCGGGCAAGCACUGAAGAUGUUCAAAAAGGGGAGAAUGUAAUGAAAGAAGCCUUGAAGGAAGUGGAAACCUUACAAUCCUUGGUAAACACGAGCCUCAGCACCACAGCUGGCCUGCAAACUUCCAGCAGUUUGGAAAUGGAGAGUGGAAUAGGACCAGUCUCCCUUCCUCGGAGGGCAGAGACCUUUGGGGGCUUUGACAGUCACCAGAUGAACUCCUCCAAAAAUGGAGAAAAAGAAGAAAUUGAUGAUGUGUCAGAUCUCAGGAGGACUGAAUCAGAUAGUGUUUUAAAAAAGGAUGGGAGUGGCAAUUUAUUGUUCAUGUGUAAAAGAAACCAUGAGCAUGUCCUCCAUAGUGUUACACAUCUCCAUGAGCUUCUCACAAAUUUACAGGCUGUGGUGGUACAGCAGGACACAUACAUUGAAGAUCAACGUCAAUUAAGUGAGCGUCCCAGCUCACGUAGCUCCACGCGUCCCAAUUCUCUGAUUGAGCAGGAGAAGCAGCGCAGCCUUGAAAAGCAAAGACAAGAACUGGCCAACUUGCAUCGUCUUCAAAUGGCAAGUGCCGAGGAGAGAAAGAAAAAGGAGCGCGAAUUUGAUGUGAAACAGCAAGAGCUGAAAGAGCGUGAGGAGCGGAUUUCUGAACGUGAAGAGGCCAUCAGGCAAGAGAACACUCGACUGGAACGUGACAAAGAGGAACUGCAAAAUAAAAAGGAAGAGUACCAAAAGGACCUUGAGAGGCUGAGGGCAGCCCAGCAAAAGCUGGAAAAGGAAAGGGAUCAGUUUGAGGCAGAAAAGAAAGAGCAUUCUAAAUUAGCAGAGGUAUGUGAAUUCAAAAAGGUUACACCUGAGGAGACGCUCUACUACAGUGUUCAGGGUUUAAAAUCACCAUCCAGUGCCUCGGACGACUCCAUCAAAUUUCCUAGCAGCAGUUCUCUUAACCAGGAUUACCCAGAAUGUGAACUUUCAGUGUCUCCUAAAAAAGAUCCUUUAUCAAGGACCGAUUCCAGACAGAAAGGGAAACAUUUAAAUCCCUUCAGCCAUAAAUCACAGGGAAGUGAUUCUCACAACCAGAUACCCAACCGGCUGCUUCAGCUUGGGAAAUCCAAGGAAAAAAAAGAGAAGAAGAAAAAGAAAAGCAAAGAUUCCCAGCAGGCUUCCAUCUCUGAAACACCAGCCGAAGGAGAGGAGAUCUUCUGUUGACCAUUCUGGCUUCUCAAUUCUGCCGAGGUGCUCGUCUUCUCUGUUCAGGAUCAACUUGUCCACUGCCAGAGAACGUGCCCAUCACACAAAACCAUAUCGUGGAAAAAGGACGAUCAGAUUUUGUCAGUUCAUUGACAACGGUCAUGUCCUUGAAGAGUGGGGUAAAUACAGACAGAGAGAAUGUAAAAAAAAAAAGAAAACAAUCCAAUCCUUUUCACAAAAUAUUUCAGCAAUGUUUUAUAAAACCAACCUUCCCUUCCUUGGUGAAAGUAAUAAUUUGAAUGAAGGCAGCACAUGCCACUUAUUACUUAGGAAACCUUUAGUUUCUUUCUGUUAGUCAAAUGCAUCUUCUCUAUUUAAUCAAUCGUAUGAUAUACAGAUAUUUCAAUGAGCCGACUUCCAGAAUUAAAGACGACUCAGAUCAACACACAUGUAUAGGUGUUUUCCAGCAGUAUUAAUGGUAAUUAUUUUAUUUGCACUGAUUCUUACGCUCUAAAGACAACUCAUUGUUUGGCUACAGGUUAAUAUUUUGGGGCACCUCAAGUCUCUAAUGCUUAUCCAUUACAGUCAAUUAGGAAAAGGGCAGAAAAAACUGUGUGGUGAUGCUCUGAUCUUCAGGAAUGACUCUUGUCCAUCCUAAUGGGUGAGCAGGAUGUACACCAGCAACAUCUGCAGGGAUGAGGCUUCAGAUGGUUACAAUUUAUUAGGUAGAAGUGUAACUCUUGGGGUCACUGAAUGUAGUCAAAGCCUCUGAGCUCUGCAGGCUCCCACACUUGUACCCAGACUCCCCAGUUUCAAAUGUCCACCCAACUGCAAAGCUAUCCAAGGUGAAGAUACUUGGUGUAUGAGUGAGUGGAAGUGUACUUACAGUGAGCUCGAGUGAUGUCAGUUAGAAAGAGCAGGUAGUUUGGUUAUGUGAGGCAGGUACCUAAAACCUCAUCUAUGUGUAUGUUUGCGUUAUUUUUUUAAAUUUAAUAUAAUGUUUUUUUUUGUAAUUAGUGUGUAAUUUUGUAUGUAAAAUAAGUAUAAUUAAACAAAAACUGUACAGCUGCACAGAAGAUGUGUACUUGAUUUUAGGGUAAGCUCAUCCCUUAUCAAUACCUUCUUGAAUUGACACCUGUCUAAACGUUUUAGCUUUUUGUUCCCUUAACUAUUUAGCAGUCAUCUCAAUGUAUAUUUCAAUAUGGUCUGAUGCCACCAAGCACUUUAAACUCUUCAAAGUGAUGCUACUAUUUAGUGCUUUAAAAACAAAAAGACAAUCAAAAAUUGUGGUGUAUUAAAUGUGUUCAGGUCAUAUGUACUGCACGAGAUACUUUACUUUUGAUUAAACACAAGCUUUAAAUUAGGGAGCUGCUGUCUUAGAUAAGGUAUCAUUUAACAUGGACUUAAGUGCCUUGGAAUUUACAAACAAACAACAGCAACAAUCAAACCAAUUUAUUAGUACGUUAGAGCGGGUUUGCCUAUUUGUUUCCAUUUUAGUCGAUACAAAUAAAUGAUACUGAUGAUGGCUUUUAUCCCUUUUAAUUAUUUACAGAUAGUACAGAUCUAGCUAAGUCUGUCUUGCCCCAGGAGAGCAGUUUAUUUUCUUUUUCUUUCAUAUUUUUGACCUUUUUUGUGUAACAGCUAUAUCCACUAGCUAUGCACAUAACAUGACGAGCAUCGAUUUCAUAAAGCCCAACUGAAACUGCUGAAAGAUAAAGACGUGGACAAAUUUCGCAAAUUAUUAUUAUUCUUGUUUAACUACUGAAUAGUUUUUUUCUUUUCUAAGAACUAAACUAUAAAAUAGGAAUUAUAAAACAAAUUAUCAUAUAAAAGGCUACAUUCCAUGUUAAAAAAAUACAUAUAUAUAAUAUAUAACCUGCCGGUCAGGUUGUGUAAAAAAUUCAGAAAAUGAAUGAGCGACUGUCUGUUAGUAUGUCAAGAAAUGAAUGCUAAUGGAUCUUGUGAUUAAUAUUUUUUUAACCUGCUUUUUGACUUCCAUGGUUUAACCUUUCACUCUUUCAAAUGCUUAAAUGUUAAUUUAUUAUCCUUCCCCGUCAGCGUAGAAAAUAUUGGUAUAAAAAAUUCUGCAUCCUCAAGAUAGCUGAGAUUCUUUUCAGGGCCAAACGUAUUAUUACCAACCUUCAAGUAACCCCUCAAAACCCAUACACACACACACACACACACACACACACACAGUGGAUUAAUAUGUGUCUGCAAGGGCUACGUGUGUGUUUCAGACUCGCACUCUUGUUAUAUAAAGACAGUGAAAAAUAUUGAAUUUAGCUUGCUAGCUAAAUGUGUAUUCCAGUAAAAAAACAGUUCAUUUUCUGUUUCCCCAGACUUUGGUCUUUAGCUUGUGUUAUAUUCCUAAAAUGAAGUGACUUUUUCAUGAUUUGCCUGUGUAACAUUCAGUCUCCAUGAGAGGGCACUGUCUGCAUUCAGUUCACCAAAAAGCCUCCCGUUUCCAAUCAAACAAAGCGAGAAUGUUAAAUGUCCUACCACUAUCUGUCUGUGUGUACACUGCAUAUACAGUCUGACCCAACAUACACAACUGAAUGGCCUUCUGUAAUCAUUAGUUUGUAAGUGAAAAUUUAUUUUCUGUAUAUUUGGUAUAAUCAGUAAAGUGGUCCUCUAAAUAGAACACCACGGUUUUAACAAUCUAUCUGCAUUUUGGAGUAUUCUCUUAUUUUUAAAGAGGCACCUAUUUAAUUUUUAAAGCACUAGUAAAGAAAUUGAUCUUCUCAGGAGUUCACACAGUGGGUGUCAUCCCUCUGCUGUAGUGUAUGCAGAAGUACUUGCACCAAGCUAGGUAUUUUUUCAUGUCAAGUUCUAUUUUAAACAAAAAAAAGGGCAAAACACAAUUUGUGUAAAUUAAUGUAAAAUUUCAAUUGUACUUAUAAACGUUCACCACAUUUGUGGUCCUGUGAUUCAGUUUGGCUUUUGUAAUAAAGAUGUAUUUAUCUGCUUUUGUGUUAAUAAAAUAUUUAAAAAAAAAUGUACAUUUUUCUCAGAAUAAAUAACUA
This is a messenger RNA of Polypterus senegalus (gray bichir), 12068 nucleotides long. Its product is annotated as A-kinase anchor protein 13-like. Gene Ontology annotation, biological process: adrenergic receptor signaling pathway; regulation of Rho protein signal transduction; positive regulation of canonical NF-kappaB signal transduction. Gene Ontology annotation, cellular component: actin cytoskeleton; membrane. The transcript has 39 exons. Lineage: Eukaryota; Metazoa; Chordata; Cladistia; Polypteriformes; Polypteridae. The record is from RefSeq and is a predicted model, not a curated record. Bases 283 to 9063 code for a protein of 2926 amino acids. Gene Ontology annotation, molecular function: MAP kinase scaffold activity; guanyl-nucleotide exchange factor activity.